AGAGGUCUCAUCUGCUUCUGCACCUCCCUGGCGUCAAGGAAACAAUUUACGGAGGGGUCGUUAGUGGACGCAGGAUAUUCCGACGAUGAGUUCUCCAUCUGUUGAAGAGGAGUCCAACCUAGAUACGGAUAAAGAUGGAGCGACGGAGGAAUUAGAAUCGAAACGUUUGUUGCCGCCUCAAUUUACUCCCUCUACCAAUGACGAUGGUGAAGAAGAGGUUGCAUUCGAAUCUCGAGAGAAAAUUCUCAUCGUUGAUAUUGACUCCCCUGAGUCCGUCGAUGUGGUCGAUUUUGUCCCUCCAUUUUCGUGGAAAAAACUUUGGCUAUUUACGGGGCCAGGUUUUUUGAUGAGCAUAGCGUUCUUAGAUCCGGGGAAUCUGGAGGGAGAUCUCCAGGCGGGGGCGUUUGCGGGAUACUCGCUGCUUUGGCUGCUGAUGUGGGCUACGAUCAUGGGCCUACUGAUUCAGAUGCUGUCAGCACGGAUCGGGGUAGCUACCGGCCGCCACCUCGCAGAACUUUGCAGGGAGGAAUAUCCAAAUUGGGCCCGGUUGGUGCUGUGGUUCAUGGCUGAGCUGGCUCUCAUUGGUGCAGACAUCCAAGAGGUGAUUGGCAGUGCAAUUGCCAUCCAGAUAUUGAGUAAUGGGAAGCUGCCGCUCUGGGCUGGAGUCCUAAUUACUGCCUCGGACUGUUUUAUCUUUUUAUUUAUGGAGAAUUAUGGAGUAAGGAAAUUGGAAGCUGUUUUUUCGGUUUUAAUUGCAACUAUGGCUUUAUCAUUUGCUUGGAUGUUUGGUGACACAAAGCCUAGCGGAAAAGAACUACUGCUUGGUAUUUUAGUUCCAAGACUUGGUUCAAAAACAAUUCGGCAAGCUGUGGGAGUUGUUGGUUGUGUCAUAAUGCCUCACAAUGUAUUCUUGCAUUCUGCUUUGGUGCAGUCCAGAAAGGUUGAUCCAGGAAGGAGAGGCAGGGUUCAGGAGGCAUUAAAUUACUACUUGCUUGAGUCAUCUGCUGCCCUGUUGGUCUCCUUUAUGAUCAACAUGUUUGUGACAACUGUUUUUGCAAAGGGAUUCUAUGGUGCAAAGCUAGCCAAUAACAUAGGACUGGUUAAUGCGGGGCAGUAUCUUCAGGACAAGUACGGUGGAGGAAUCUUUCCCAUUCUUUACAUAUGGGGUAUUGGAUUGCUGGCUGCUGGACAGAGUAGUACAAUAACUGGUACAUAUGCUGGGCAGUUUAUCAUGGGUGGUUUUUUGAACCUUCGUCUGAAGAAGUGGUUGAGGGCAUUGAUCACACGAAGUUUUGCAAUUGUGCCUACUAUUGUUGUUGCUAUUAUUUUUAACACAUCUGAAGCUUCACUGGAUGUUUUGAAUGAAUGGCUUAAUGUUCUUCAGUCAAUACAGAUCCCCUUUGCCCUUAUCCCACUUCUUACACUGGUGUCCAAGGAGCAGGUGAUGGGGGUCUUUAGGAUUGGGCCUCUUCUUGAGAGGUUGGCAUGGACUAUAGCUGCUCUGGUGAUAGUAAUUAAUGGGUACCUUAUGAUGGAUUUCUUUGUUUCUGAAGUCAAGGGACUGCUGUUUGGAUUCCUAGUCUGUACUGGUACCGCUGCAUAUAUAGCAUUCAUACUUUAUCUUAUUUCACGCGAGGGAGCAUUUCCUUCUACCUGGUUCAGCAUAGAGCUAACAAAGAGGUAAGAAAAGCUUCAGCCAGUGCUAGGUAUUAUGAAUAUCAGAAUCAAACUGCUGUCAGCAAAUGCCUCUCAGAUAGAUAAUUGCCGUAUGAUCAACAUCUCGGAAAACUGAACAUGCUUUCAGUAUGAACCGUCUCUAACUCAGUGCAUAAACAAAGGUGCCUAAUACUUGUCCCAGCAAUUAACAGCAGGAGUCUACCUCUUGCUGCAGAGUUUAGUUUCGUUCUCAAGUGUGUAAGAAUUUUUGUUUUAUCAUGUUUCAAGGGAUGGAGGAGCUUCACAACAACCAUGAUAAUUUAGAUUUUUAGCUUCGUUGUGCCUCUUUCGGUUGUUGACAGUAAAAAUGUACAAGCAACUGCAUAGUUUUUCUUUGUAAUAACAGCUUCUUCAUGUACCAUGUUCAAUACCAGCAUACCACAAUAACAAAAUUUUACGAUA
Messenger RNA from Rubroshorea leprosula, 2118 nucleotides. The record is from the annotation of a GenBank genome assembly. NCBI's taxonomy places the organism in Eukaryota, Viridiplantae, Streptophyta, Magnoliopsida, Malvales, Dipterocarpaceae.